Messenger RNA from Centropristis striata (black sea bass), 2564 nucleotides. RefSeq names its product prepronociceptin b (gene pnocb). NCBI's taxonomy places the organism in Eukaryota, Metazoa, Chordata, Actinopteri, Perciformes, Serranidae. The record is from RefSeq and is a predicted model, not a curated record. The coding region runs from base 187 to 978 and encodes 263 amino acids. The transcript has 3 exons. Gene Ontology annotation, biological process: neuropeptide signaling pathway; chemical synaptic transmission; sensory perception. Gene Ontology annotation, molecular function: opioid receptor binding. Gene Ontology annotation, cellular component: neuronal cell body; axon terminus; dendrite.
UAAGGAUACGAGCCAUCAAAACUCUCCUGCAGCCACAGAAGGAGGACUCUGAGAAUAUCUUUACGUCACAGGCUGGACCCAGAUCCCACAGGCGUUACCUCACAGAUUCUCCAGCUGUUGACUCUUGCUUAAGACUCUUCUUUUGUACCUGGCUGUGUGCUCCUGCCUGUGUGGCUGUGCUGAGCCAUGAAGAUCCCUCUAUGGUACCUGCUGGUGCUGCUGGCAUGUCUCUUCACCCCUGGACGCAGUGACUGCCAGGGGGACUGCGUGGCCUGCGGUCUGCUCCUGCAGCAGCAGCAGCUGCAGCAAGCCUUCAACACCAUGGUGUGUCUGUUAGAGUGUGGGGGCCAUGUCUCCUCUUCACUCACAUGGGAGGUGUGUAAACGUGCUGUCAAGCUAUCGCACCAUCCUACACUUUCUGAAGGAGACACUCUGUUCAAGAGAACAGGAGAGGAGCUGGAGCUGACCUCUCUUGACCUGAACUCUGACAGUGAACUGCUGCAGUCUGCAGCUGCAGAGCGCUUCCAGGAGGGGGAGCAGGAUGAGACACCCUUUGAACAGCGCAGUGUCCAGUAUGACUCAUCACUGCUGGAUUCCUCCGUGGAGGGGGAGGGCCUGCGGGGUCUGGAUCUUAGUCUGACGGAGGAAGAGAGGAUGCCGAGGGAGGAGAGGAAUGUGGAGAGUGACAGCCAGCUAGAAGGGGACGAGGACGACGCCUCAGAGGCCAUUACCUUGUCCAAACGCUUUGGUGGCUUUCAGAGGGGGCGCCACGGAUACAGGAAGCUGAUUGGCUCACCCAUGAGGCCCCUACAAAAGCGAUACGGCGGGUUCAUAGGGGUCCGGAAAUCUGCCCGCAAAUGGAACAGUCAGAAACGGGUGAACCAGCUGCUCAGGCAGUACCUGGGCAUGAGGAGCAGCCGCAGCGGCAGGUUCAACAACAUCCCCGUAACUCGGGUUUGGAGGCAAAACAAACUGUAAUGUAUUUCUGUUGCUCUCACAGAGUCCUGCCCCGGUUACCUCAACCAAUCAUAUUUUCAGCAGCUCACUCCAAUUUGAAGUGUGAUGUCACCAUCGUCAUCAGAAGAACAGACUCCGCCAUCUCGCUGCACCUCUCUUUGUGUCUUUUAGUAACAAGGAAUGUUUGACCAUAAUGUCCCUCUUAUUAAGCAUAUUUUCAUGCCAUUCUGUGAAAUAAAAGAAUUAGAGAAGUGCAAUUGAAUAUAUUUUUGUGUGUCGGUAUAAUAAAAGGUGGCAAAUGAGAUUGUAAAAGAGGUUCACUCACUGCAAGCUUUUCACCAGAGGUGAGACCUGAGGGUGUGACGUUUAGAAUCAUGUUGAAUGCACUUUCAUGCCUGUGUGAAUGGGACUGAAGUCACAGCUUCAGUGUUUUCUUUUUGCACUCUGUAGUUUAUAUUGUGAGAGCUGGUACUAAUGUCCAGUUCUCAUGUAAUGGAUCUAUUGGUCACUGCGUAGGUUUCCCCUUUUUGAAAUGGCAUAGAAUCAAACACAAAUAAUAUAAUUAUAAUCAAGAAUUCAAUUGGUGUAGACCUGCUAUGUGCUUUCAGUCAGAUGGUCGGAUAGUGAGAGCUCUGAAGCAUAAAGUGUUAAUUACUGAUAUAAGAAUCUAAUUUUCUGCUUAAGGUACUUAAUUAAUUAAACACAAUGGAAGUAAAAUUGGUUUUCUUAACUUUCAAACUCUCCGCAAAAAAGUCCCCAUUGCUUCAUUCUGAAUAUCAACAAAAAAUGCCUUUUUCCUUUCUAUUGUAUUCAAAUUUUGGUUAGUGGUUUAUCAAUGUAAACCUUGCAGGUGAUGAGUUUCUCUUAUGAGCAGCAGGUUGGCUGGCUGGCAGGCUCCCUCGGGCUUCUUCCAGUGGAACAACACUGUCCUCUAGUGUUUGAAGAACAAACAUGAUGCCCUUUGAUACUCGCUUGGGAUCAGUAUGUCCAUGCCCUCAGUUAUGUUUCAUGAAAUUCUUUGGAUUUUUCUGCAGUUACAGUAAAAUUAGAAAUGAUUGUGUCAUGUCAAAUAUACAAAUACUCUUAAUUUAUUAUUUAAUGUCAUUUGCCAAACUAAAAUAUCACAACAGUCCUAAGAGAAAACUAGUGUCUGUUAUCCCUCAUUCUCACAGUAUUAGUAAUAUCUGUAUGACUGUUCAUAAUUCAUCAUAUCUGACAACCAUCUAAAGGACUAUAUGAAAAUUAUUUGUGUGGGGAGGAGGGCUGAACCUUAUAUGUCAGCAUAAAGAAGCAAAGCCAAAGCCUUUCUUUGGACACAACCAUUGGCAUAGGAAAAAACUGCACCCCUGUCCCUCCAAUAUCUAAAAAACAAAAAACAAACUUAAUGACAACAAUUCAUUUUACUAUUAUAAGUUUUAAAAAAAAAACAGGGAUUUACAAACUUUUACAGGCCAAAGCCCCUCAAAAAGCUUUAGCUUAACCCGUUAUCGGGCAAGGAACCAUAUUUGGUAACUGACCCUGUCAGCUUAUGAUGUGAUGAAUGAUGUUUUGAUUGUAAGGUAAUUAGAAAGUUGGGCAUGGUAAUUAUAAAUUAUUUAAUAACAAGU